Messenger RNA from Dermatophagoides pteronyssinus (European house dust mite), 902 nucleotides. It is a transcript of the gene Rpi, whose product is annotated as Ribose-5-phosphate isomerase. Gene Ontology annotation, cellular component: cytoplasm. The record is from RefSeq and is a predicted model, not a curated record. Gene Ontology annotation, molecular function: ribose-5-phosphate isomerase activity. Gene Ontology annotation, biological process: pentose-phosphate shunt, non-oxidative branch; D-ribose metabolic process. NCBI's taxonomy places the organism in Eukaryota, Metazoa, Arthropoda, Arachnida, Sarcoptiformes, Pyroglyphidae.
CUUGUCAACGAAUAGGACUUUUGAAAAUGGAUAGCGUGGUUUGCUUAUAUAACCAUUUGCAAAUCGAAUCGCAUGUCAUCAUUACGACGAAUUGGAUUUGUUGUUGAUUUUUUCAAUAAAAUUAUUGAGCGAAAAUUAUUCCAUUCCGAGAUUGUCAUUGUAAAGAACAAAAUGGUUGAAGAAGCAAAAAAAUUGGCCGCAUUCGCCGCUAUUGAUGAUCAUUUGAAGAAUAAUAUGGCCAUUGGUGUUGGCAGUGGAUCAACAAUUGUUUAUGCUGUUGAACGUUUAGCGGAAAAAAUUAAAAAUGAUGGCUUAAUGGUAACCUGUGUUCCAACAUCAUUUCAGGCCAAGCAAUUAAUCACCAAACAUGGUUUAAUAAUGAGUGAUUUGGAACGUAAUCCUCAUUUGGAUAUUGCAUUUGAUGGUGCCGAUGAAGUGGAUGAAAAAUUAAAUCUUAUUAAAGGUGGUGGUGGUUGUUUAACACAGGAAAAAAUUAUUGCUUCAGCAGCUAAAAAAUUAAUUAUUGUUGCUGAUUAUAAUAAACGUUCAAUACGAUUAGGUGAACAAUGGAAAAAAGGUUUACCGAUUGAAGUUAUUCCAAUGAGUUAUAUGUUAGUAAAACAGAAAAUUGAAUCAAAAUUUGGUGGUGAAGCAAUGCUUCGAAUGGCUAAAGCAAAAGCUGGUCCAUUAGUAACUGAUAAUUCAAAUUUUAUAUUGGAUUGGAAAUUUCCCGAAACAAUUUCAACAGAAGAAUGGUCCCGAAUAAAUUUGGAAAUUAAUAAUAUUGCUGGUGUUGUUGAAACUGGUCUAUUUAUACAAAUGGCAACAAAAGUAUAUUUCGGUAAUCAAGAUGGAACUAUAACGAUUGUUUAAUAAUAAAAAUAUACAAUAUUUUUGCGAAA